CCAUGAAUAUGCUUUUGAGAAGUUUUACAUGGUCAACAUGGGUGAUAAUUACCUAGAGAAUAAAAAUGCAUUUGGGUCAUGGUUAGAUGAUAUCAACUACAUAUUUGGUUCACAAGAUGGAACUGUUCUUGUCAUGAAGGAUGCUAGAGUUAAUAUGAAUCGAAUUUUUCUCGAUUCGAAUGACUAUAACUAUUCAGCACCUGAAGAAUUAUAUUGGUCUGCAAGAACAAUGAGUAGUAGCAAUGGUGAUUCCAACAUAAGGUACAAUUUAACAUGGUCAUUUCGUGUUGAUUCUGGAUUCAAGUAUCUUGUUAGGCUUCAUUUCUGUGAGAUAUUGAUGUCGGUAACAGAUAUUAAUCAGAGGGUUUUUGAUGUUUAUAUAAACAACCAAACAGCAGAGGAGAAAUUGGAUUUAGUUGCUUUGGCUGGUGAACCUUUUACUCCUUUGUAUAGAGACUAUGUUGUAAUGGUUCCUAUAGAGACCAUGUUGAUAUCACUUCAUCCCAAUUUGGAGUCGAAACCAAAGUAUGCUGAUGCUAUAUUGAAUGGUGUUGAGAUUAUCAAGUUAAGUGAUAGCAAUUAUAAUCUUGCUGCAAGUUUCCAAUUGAAGAAUGAAAAACUACACAAUAAGAAGAAAUUCCCAAUUUUUGUUGUUGUUGUAGCUAGUACUUUAGGUUCCACUUUGGGACUUUUCAUAACAUUUUUCAUUCUUAGAAGAAAAGGGUGGACAAAAAUAAAUAGGGGAACUUUGAAUUCUACCGAAAAAGGUGAAGAAAAGAUUCAAGUAAAGGUGAUAUCAGGUAAUUGUUAUCAAUUCACUUUAGCAGAGAUUAUUUCAGCAACAAAUAACUUCAAUGAUGAUCUAGUCAUUGGUGAAGGUGGUUUUGGAAAGGUAUACAAAGGAAUCAUCAUGCUUGAUGAAGAGACUCGUGUGGCGAUAAAGCGUGCUAAACCGAGUUCUCGGCAAGGACUUAAGGAAUUUCAAAAUGAGAUCAAUUUUCAUUCAUUUUAUCACAUGAAUUUAGUGUCAUUGUUGGGCUAUUGCCAAGAGAGCAUUGAACUUAUACUUGUGUAUGAAUACAUGGAUCAAGGUCCACUUUGUGAUCAUUUAUACAAGAAACAGAAGCAACCACUUCCAUGGAAUAAAAGACUAGAGAUUUGUGUUGGUGCAGCUAGAGGAAUCCAUUACCUUCAUACAGGUAGAAAGAAUCCGGUGAUUCACCGCGAUAUAAAGUCGUCGAACAUAUUAUUGGAUCAGAAUUUGGUACCAAAGAUUGCAGAUUUUGGGUUGUCUAGAAUGGUUAAUUCUAUUUACCACACUCAUGUUAGCACUCAGGUUAAAGGUACAUUUGGAUAUUUAGACCCUGAGUACUAUAAGAGAAGAAAAGUAAGUGAAAAAAGUGAUGUUUAUUCAUUUGGGGUGGUUUUGUUUGAAGUAUUGAGUGGAAGACCAGCUGUGAAUUCUAUGGCAGUGGAAGAGGAAAAUGAGAAAGUUGGUUUGGUAGAAUGGGCCAUGAGUUGUUACCAAAGUGGAACUAUUGAUAAAUUGGUUGAUUCUUGUUUAGAAGGAAAAAUAGGUCAAGAAUGCUUAAUGGCCUUUGUGGAAAUUGGUGUUAAGUGCUUGGCUAACAAGAGUUCAGAAAGGCCAACUAUGGGAGAGGUGGUAAGUAAUUUGGAGAAAAUUCUUUCCUUGCAAAAGAGUUUGGAGGGACAAGAUGUCAAUACAGAUCAUAUUGAUAAGUAACAUCGACACUUCUAAUUAAAUGUGUGUUUGGUAUCUUACACAUGUUAAUGUUUGACACUAACACAAACAUUGUCACGUGUAACUAACUAAUGUAUUACAUGAGAUCAGACAACUUGAAUUGUCAAACAAGUCGGUUGUCGGGCAACCACACCUUGAUUCCCAAGCAAUGUAAAUUUUUUUUAUAUCGAAACAAAUUAUUAUAUUUCUCGUCAA
This is a messenger RNA of Medicago truncatula (barrel medic), 1957 nucleotides long. RefSeq names its product receptor-like protein kinase FERONIA. Gene Ontology annotation, biological process: protein phosphorylation. The transcript has a single exon. Lineage: Eukaryota; Viridiplantae; Streptophyta; Magnoliopsida; Fabales; Fabaceae. Gene Ontology annotation, molecular function: ATP binding; protein kinase activity. The coding region runs from base 29 to 1744 and encodes 571 amino acids. The record is from RefSeq and is a predicted model, not a curated record.